Molecule: messenger RNA, 961 nt
Organism: Carica papaya (papaya)
Lineage: Eukaryota; Viridiplantae; Streptophyta; Magnoliopsida; Brassicales; Caricaceae
Source: RefSeq, a predicted model, not a curated record
AUGGUGAGCUUAAGGAGGCGCAGGCUCUUGGGACUUUGCUCCGGGAAAGAUUCUUUCGUAACUCCACUUCCCAAGUCUUCUGACAAUGGCUUGGCUCUUGAAAAUUCAAGCCAGAAUGCCAAUCCAGUUAGUGUGCAUCCCAUGCCAUUAGAGGAUGUCAACCUGAAGGAGGAGAGGUUUCCACCAAAUAGUGACAACUGUUGCCAAGGUAGGACUGGAUCAUCAAAAUUUUCUGGUUCCAGCCUACCAAAAGAUCAGGAAAAUGAAAAUUUUGCAGGGCCACCAAUCAAACGCAGAAAGCGUCAUAGAAGGAAGCAGGUCCAGAAUCAGGAACCAUGUUUAAUGAGAGGUGUCUAUUUCAAGAACAUGAAAUGGCAGGCGGCAAUAAAGGUUGACAAAAAACAAAUUCACUUGGGUACCGUUGGUUCCCAGGAAGAGGCUGCACGCCUAUAUGACAGGGCUGCUUUCAUGUGCGGGAGAGAGCCAAAUUUUGAGCUCUCCGAGGAGGAGAAGCAAGAACUGAGGAAAUUUAAUUGGGAUGAAUUCUUGACAAUGACUCGCCGUGCAAUCACCAACAAAAAAUACAAGAGAAGGGUUGGUUCAGGAGCACAGCAGAGGACUGAGCACCCAUUGCAGAAUGGCGAAUGGGACAGUAAGAACAGCGUAGAUGGCUCAUCGGCUUCGGAAGAGAUGGAACCGGAAUCCUCAACCUCUUAAAUGACCUAUUAUUUCCUAUCAAAGCUGAAUAAUGAUGGUAGUAAUAGUUAAAUUGUUGCCACUAGACCUGCAAAUUUUUUUCUACACAGUCCUUCGAUUUUCGAUUUACACGGGCCCCUAUUAGGGCAAUCAUGGUAGAACUUUAGUCUUUUUAGUAACGAUAUCUUUUUUAGUUUGAACUCAAUAAAGGAAGAACCUAAUUAUUGGACUCAUCAACUUCGAGCUUCUUUGGAGGCCUUUCAAA